AUGGUCUCAAUCAGUUUUAAUCGUAUUGAUCCGUUAUUUAUGUAUACACAAUUGUUAAAAGAAGCACUUUUGGAAAUCGAAGAUGAUGAUACAGAAUCAAUUAAUGAACUCGUUGAAUACUGUCGUCUUCACAGUGAUGCUUCCGAAAAAACACUUAAAAUGAUCGAAAAAGAAUAUCGUAAUCAUACACCCAUUUGGUGGUACACGGGUCCAUUUUUUAUCUACUCUAUGCUCAAUCGUGGUCUUCGACUAAUGGAAGUCGACAUUAUACUUAAAAUGGGCUUUUUCAUCCGCCAUCUACAUCAAUAUAUUACAGACUUACAUCGUAAACAGCAAAGCAGCAAAGCAGCCAUGCCAUCGAAAUUUCAAGUUUUUCGUGGUCAAGGCUUAUCUAUGGAAGCCUUUGAAAAAAUGAAGAAAACGAAAGGUGGACUUAUGUCGUUUAAUACUUUUUUGUCGACAAGUCGUAAUCGUGAGAUUUCUUUCGAAAGCUUUGCACGGCCAGCAGCAUUCGAUGCAAAUACAGUUGGCAUUCUCUUCAUUAUGAGCAUCAAUACGGCUGUUUGCACAGCAUCAUCGACACCUUUCGUCAACGUCAAAGAUGUUGGCUUAUAUGAUGAUCAAGAAGAAGAAAUUCUUUUUUCGACACAUACAAUUUUUCGCAUCGAUCGUAUAGAACGUAUUGAAGAUAAGCAUACAGAUCGUCUCUGGCAAGUCAAUCUCACCCUCGCUGGUAAUCAAGAUGAUGAUUUUAACAAACUUACAGUACAUUUACGCAAAGAUCAUAGUUGGGCAACAGGUUGGGCUCGACUUGGUCAUAUACUUAUUAAACUGGGCGAGCCUGCAAAAGCAGAACAUCUCUAUCAGCUGCUCCUUCAAAGGGCAUCGUCUGAUGGAGAUCGGGCGAACUACAAUUUACAACUCGGGUUGGUGUAUAAAGACAUAGGAGAAUAUUCGAAGGCAAUAACAUUUUACGAAAGAGCAAUCGAUAUCUACAAGAAAAUGAGUCCUCCGAGUCAGCUCAACUUGGCCGCUGCCUACAACAACAUCGGUUCGGUGUAUGAUAACAUGGGCGAGUACUCGAAAGCACUUUCAUCGUACGAACGAGCACUUGAAAUCCAAAAGAUAGCUCUCCCUCCGAAUCAUCCCGACUUGGCUACUUCCUACAACAACAUCGGUAUGGUGUAUGAUAAAAUGGGCGAGUACUCGAAAACACUUUCAUCGUACGAACGAUCACUUGAAAUCCGAAAAAUAGCUCUCCCUCCGAAUCAUCCCGACUUGGCUGCUUCCUACAACAACAUCGGUAAUAUGUAUUAUAACAUGGGCGAGUACUCGAAAGCACUUUCAUCGCACGAACGAUCACUUGUAAUUCGAAAAAUAGCUCUCCCUCCGAAUCAUCCCUUAUUGGUUUCUUCCUACAACAACAUCGGUGCAGUGUAUGAUAACAUGGGCGAGUACUCGAAAGCACUUUCAUCGUACGAACGGUCACUUGAAAUCCGAAAAAUAGCUCUCCCUCCGAAUCAUCCCGACUUGGCUGCUUCCUACAACAACAUCGGUUCCGUGUAUUAUAACAUGGGCGAGUACUCGAAAGCACUUUCAUCGUACGAACAGUCACUUGAAAUCCGAAAAAUAGCUCUCCCUCCGAAUCAUCCCGACUUGGUUGCUUCCUACAACAACAUCGGUGCAGUGUAUGAUAACAUGGGCGAGUACUCGAAAGCACUUUCAUUAUACGAACGAUCACUUGAAAUCCGAAAAAUAGCUCUCCCUCCGAAUCAUACCGACUUGGCUGCUUCCUACAACAACAUCGGUGCAGUGUAUUAUAACAUGGGCGAGUACUCGAAAGCACUUUCAUAUUACGAAAAGGCGCAAGACAUCUGGAAAAAAUCACUACCUUCAAAUCAUCCGUAUAUUGCGGGUGUGAAAAGAAACAUUGACAAUGUGAAAAAGAAAAUGUAA
Rotaria sordida is the source of this 1956-nucleotide messenger RNA. NCBI's taxonomy places the organism in Eukaryota, Metazoa, Rotifera, Eurotatoria, Philodinida, Philodinidae. The record is from the annotation of a GenBank genome assembly.